Messenger RNA from Pistacia vera, 519 nucleotides. RefSeq lists its product as uncharacterized. The record is from RefSeq and is a predicted model, not a curated record. Lineage: Eukaryota; Viridiplantae; Streptophyta; Magnoliopsida; Sapindales; Anacardiaceae. The coding region runs from base 1 to 519 and encodes 172 amino acids. The transcript has a single exon.
AUGAAAAGUGCUAAUGAAAUUUACCUCGCGUUACAAGAGUUGUGCUGUGAAAAUUCGAGGAUAAGGCAAUAUGAAUUAAGUUCAACUUUAUUCGGAAUGAAGUUGAAAGAGGGUGUGUUACUAGAAGAACAUGUCAUGAAAAUGAUUAACAUUAUGGGGCAAUUACAUGCCAUGAAAAUUGAAAUGCCGGACACCCUCAAGGUGGAUUUAGUUCUCCAAUCUCUACCUUCAAGUUUCACACCUUUCAUCAAUAAUUAUCAUCUCAAUAGGUUUGAGAGAAAACUUCUUGAUUUGUUGAAUGAGAUUCAACAGUUUUAUGAUCAGGAAAGAAAAGGCAAAAGGCAGGAGGUUGUAAGUAUGGCUUCUUCCAGUAAGACAAAAAAGAAAAAGCCAAUGAAAUCCCAAAAGAAAUUGGAAACAAAACCCAGGGGAAAGGGGUUUAAGAAAAAGGCUACACCUCAAGCCAAAAAAUCUAAAGAAAAUGGCCAAUGCUUUUGGUGCAAAGAAAGUGGGCACUAG